This is a messenger RNA of Lethenteron reissneri (Far Eastern brook lamprey), 4652 nucleotides long. Its product is annotated as methyl-CpG-binding protein 2-like. NCBI's taxonomy places the organism in Eukaryota, Metazoa, Chordata, Hyperoartia, Petromyzontiformes, Petromyzontidae. The record is from RefSeq and is a predicted model, not a curated record. Gene Ontology annotation, molecular function: DNA binding. Gene Ontology annotation, cellular component: nucleus.
GUUCCCGCGCCCGCCGUGCGCCACCUGGCGGCAGCGGCGGGAGGCGGGAGGAGGAGGAGGCGGCGGCGGCGGGGGACUGCGUCACGGGCGGCUUCUCUCGCGAUAGCAGCCCAGCAGCUCGGCCUCGCUAAGAUGGCAGCGACUGCGAGCGAAACUAAGUUGAGUGAGGAAUUUGUAAAAACGGACAAGCCAAAAGUGGACAAGAGCUGCCAUGAGCGCUCCAACGAUGGCAAAGAGGUGGCGGCGGCAGCGGCGGCCGCGGCAGCCGCGGCGGCAGAGAGAGAGGACGGGGCCGUGGAGCGCGAGGAGGAGGAGGAGGAGGAGAGCGACAAGCUGUUCAUCCACGAGCCCAGAGGCCAGGGCGAGGGCGAGGGCAACUCGGUGGACGCCGUCGUCGAGAGCGUCGUGAAGGGGAUCGGAAUCGGCUCGUCGCCCCUGAAGAGGAAAAGGAGCAGCCGGGGGCCGCCUCCGCCCCUCUUUGAUGACCCGUCGCUCCCGGAGGGCUGGGUCAGGAGACUGAAGCAGAGGAAGGCCGGGAGGUCCGCGGGGAAGUACGACGUGUACAUAUUCAACCCCCAAGGGAAGCAAUUUCGCUCCCACGCCGAGCUGAGGAGUUACUUUGGCAAGACGGGAGAGGUGGUGCUCAAGCCGGAGGACUUUGACUUCACGGUGGCAGGGCGAGGAAGCUCGGACGGCCGUGGUAACCGGUCUCCACGACUUCCACGGCUUCCCAAAACGGCCUCCGGCACUUUGGGUUUCGGGCGGGGGAGAGGAAGGGGCAGGGGCCGGGGCCGAGGGCGGGGCCGUGGCAGGGGGACCACCCUGGCGGUGCUCCGCACCAUCGGCAGGGGACGCGGGUCCCCCGGCAGACCCCGGAACGACCAGCAAGCCAGCCCCCUCGUUCAGAGCAUCGUGGUGAAGCUGCCCUUCGCCCUGGCGGGGGCGGCGGCGGCGGCGGCGGCGGCAGCAACGGGCGGGUCCGCCGUGAGCGUGCCGGUUAAACGAAAGCGCGGACGACCCAAGUUAAACAAAGACCCGCUGCUGAAAUCGGUCCCCCCGCCAAAGAAGCCGAGGCUAGAAACUGUUACGCCCGCAGUCGGCAAGCAACGCGAGGAUGGGAAGCCGUCGUCAUCUUCCACAGAGGUUUCUUCCAGAAAUGUCGCCGCAGCCGCCGCCGCCGCCACCACCCCCCCUGCCGCUCAGGAGCCCACGGUGGGCAGCUCCCCAGAGGCGCAGCCGCAAGCGAGUCAGCCAGACCUGGGCGCGCCGCCCAAGGUCAACCUCAAGUUCUACAAGCAGAGGUCCAAGAAUAACGUGACGGAGAAGCCCAAGAAGAAGGAAGAGCCGAAGCAGCCAAAGGUACUGUCCAUUUCCAUCAAGGUGGACGAUGGCGCCCAGAAGCCUGCGGAGGAGGGCAAGCUGAAGGAGUGCGCCGCGACCGCCGCCAAGGAGCAGCCCACGGAGUCUGCGGUCGCCGUGCCAGACAGCAGCUCGUCGCCCUCGCAGCCGGACCAGGCCAAGGCUGCCGAGGCCAAGAACGCCCAGGAUGGAAACUGAGGGCAGUGUCGGCCGAGGAGGCCGGCUCGGUGCCCGCGGUGGACGCUCGUGUGUGUGACGGGGGGUCGGGGGGAGGGUGGGAGGAUCUUUUGGCAUUCUCGCUUUCUAUAAACCGUAGGGCUUGACCUGACACACGUUUUCCUAGCUUUCCCAGAAGUUAGGUUGCUAGUGAUCAGUCUUUUACUUAACGUUGUACAGUGUUUGACAAAACACUUCUUUUGUUAACACUUUGAAUGUAUUGCAUCGAAAGUAUUUUCAACUUUAUUUGCAAAGUCAUUUCUAUUGUUAGGAUAUGAUUGUUUUUCUGUAUGUUUUGGACCAUACGAUUAUCCUUAACAUCACGACCCAAAAACACAUAUCUGCACCGAAAGCUAUCCAUCCAUGACCUACAUGCAAUAGAUAUUUCCUGAGAUUUGUAUGUGUACCUUGUGGGUAUCUCUCUCCUGACCUGUAAUACACAUUUACGUGCCGGUGAUUUCGAAUUCUUCCAUUUGACUCAUGCACCAGUGAAGUUGUCAACCCGAGAUGUUUUUAGUGUCCACCUAUUUAACCAGUCUUUCUGAUUAACUGCUUGCAGAUAUAUCUACAAGUGUAUUCUGCAGUAAUGUUUAAAAACUACGUCCCGACAUUUUCUAUGUUUAGCUUUGUUUAUAAGAUUUCUGCACAGUACAAAGCUUUGCAAUAACGUAUACAGUAAUAGGUAACUAGUAUCUCAUUUAUUGUAUCUCAUUUAUCCGUAGUCUUUUAUUGGCCAGUGUCGAACGCUGUGCAUAUCGAGGCCUUUAUGCAGUAGUUAUUUAUUUGCAAAAAAAAAGUUAACCAGAUAUUCUGGUGGGAAGAACAUGAAGGAUUUAUAAAGCCGCGUUUUUGCUACAAAAAAUGUAAUCCAACACGAGCGGUUUCCUGCUUUUUAUUUUGCGAUGUUUACGUAAACAGAGGAAAGCAUAAACUGACGGCCCCUUGCCUAUCCUACCAGUAGUAAAACCUAUUCUUAUACGUAACGCACUUACUGUAUACGUAAUGUAUAUUAAAUGUUUGCACUGUCCGGGGUUUCUAAAAAACGAAUGCUCGAUGAGUGACUUUUUUCUGACGAUCGUGAAAGUUGCGUGGACGAGUCUGUUGUAAACACAGUGUGGGUGACGUGCGGCAGGCUUGUUUUCAUAAUCACGGUCGUCUAUUUGUAGCACGGGACCCAGCUGAGCUUUGCAGCCUCUCCCUGAACGUGUGAUCAAUAUAAUGUUUUGUUGUCCGUGGUGUCUGCGUCACCCGUUAUUCAGGACACGCUACAGGCCAAUACACACGGCAGCGUUCAAAAUGACGAUGUACACACGCGCAGCAGAGCACCACCGCUUGUGAUAUUCUCAUGGCAGCCUUCAGGCCACCCCGAGGACAAGACGGCCCCCCCCUAAUAGACUGUUGUCAUUGCAAGCCGCUAAGACGAGUGGCUGAGGACUGCGGUGAGGAUGGACGCGCCACUCGCCUCGUGUGCCUUCAGCGAGGCCUCUGCCGAGUGGCUGAGCUUCGCUGAGGGAGCCAGCUCCGAGCUCAUACCCGUCAACCCAUGCAGCUUACCCCGUAUUCUUGUACAGGGAAAUUGAGUUUUCAGGUCUAUACGGCGUACAGCCGUUUCAAUUCGGGCAAAAACACAUUUUUGUCUGUUUCUCCCUUGUGACGGGACUUUGUAGGAUGAAGGGCACGGGGUGACCAAUAAGGUCUGAUUUGGUCUGUACCGAUUUGGCGUUCACAGGUUUGGUCUGCACCGAUUUGGCGUUCACAGGUUUGCAAGCUGCACCAGUCUUGAGAUGCACGCACCGAAUCACUCUUCUUUUAAGUUUGCAUAAUAACUGUGCCUUUGAAUAAUAUCCAAUGACUGCUCUUCCGUGUCACUAAUUGUCCAAUAUUGGAAGCCUUUCCUGCAGCUAUUAAUGAAACAAAGAAAUUCCAGUUGUCAUGAGUUUAUCAUCCCAGGUGAGUGGCGAGGUGUUAACUACCUCACCAGGUAUACAGGAGGUUGUGAGUUCAAUCUUGCGCGUGUCUCCACGUGGCUGUGUGGAUUUCUCUCCGGGUCCAGUUUUUCCCUCCACAGAAUCAACAUGCGUUUAAGAGUAUUUGUAAUACUAUAACUUUCCAUGUGAUAAGCCACUUUGUUGAGCUAUUAUUUGUGUCCAGGCCACUUCUGAAAAAGAGCAUUAGAGCUCCGUGGUAGGCAUCACCCGGUAAAAUAUAGUUUAACUGUUGAGAACAUUUUAAUUUAAAGCUUUCGUGACUGCAGGGAUUCAUAUUCUUGAUUCUAUCGGUAAAGUCACAUAGAAGGGAAACAAUAAAAUAGUUUUAUAUUUUUAUUAUUUUAUUGUUUCCCUUCGACGUGACUUUACCGAAAGAACCAAUAUGUUGAGAACAUUUUUACAGAUGACUGCCACGGCUUGCAUUCCAUUCUUCCAGCUCUGAUCUUUACACGAGACAAUUUUAUUGACCUCAAUGUUAUUCAUCGGGGCGGUAGGGUGGCCGCAGAGGUAGCGCUCGUGCCUCCUUGUCCACAACGCUCCAGGUUCGAUUCCCAACUUGGGCACCUUUGUAUUUUCUCUCCCUGUUGUGCACCCAUUCCCUCCACGUUCUCUUCAAUGUCUUCCCACAACGCAACUGGUGAUGGCCACAUCCAAACGGUGACAAAUGACCUGCAGGUUACUCAUUUGGGUUAACUGGCGCCCCUUACUGCAAACACCUGGCAGGACCCCCCCCCUUCGAGGCAUUUCUGGGUAAUCUCCAUAUAUAUAUGAAAGGCAAAGUUGUGAUUGUGUGUCUGCUCAAAAUGUUUAGCGUACUUCCUGACAUGCAACAAACUGGAAAUUUACCAUGUGGGUACUUUCCAGACUGUACACUUUUUGGGGGGGGAGCUCAAUAAUGCAUCUAUUUUUUGCACGGCAAGUGAGCUGACGUGAAAUCUGUCACGUGACCCGCGCAUGUGGAAGCGUAACGCAUUGUAGUGUAGUGGUUAGCGCGCUGCGCUUCGAACCUGGCGACCCGAAUUCGACUCUCGCUCAUGGCCACCACUGGUAAAGAUUCUUUCAACCGCUCCUGGGCCUCCCCUAGGUCGA